Molecule: messenger RNA, 1674 nt
Organism: Oikopleura dioica
Lineage: Eukaryota; Metazoa; Chordata; Appendicularia; Copelata; Oikopleuridae
Source: the annotation of a GenBank genome assembly
AUGCAAAAAUCACGAUCAGAAGACGACUCUUCAUCCAGAACAGUAUAUUUUAUUUACCACUCAAGACUGUCGAAGAUCGUGAACAAGCUUGCUUGUCCGAAAUGCACCAACGUCGGAUCAUUUGAUGUCAACUUUACGAAGAUGAAUCUGCUGAACUUUUACAUCGUAAUAAGCUGCUCGAGGUGCAAGAAGUGGACAAGCGGAAGCUGGCUUCUUCCAGACAAGUUCAACGAAGCCUUUCAAGCAGCGAAAACUUGUGUUGGAAUCGUCGACGCUCAAAUCAACCGCUUCUUAGCACUGAUCGGAAUGAGCGGGAAAGCGAAAAACGGGGAGGAGAGGAUGCCAGACUUUCAUCAUUCAAGCUCGACUGCUCAAGAUCUUCAAAAUUUGGUCGACGGAAAAAUCAUCGAGCUUGCAAAGAAGUCAAUGCUUGCUGCUAGAAAUUCUCUCGUCUCCGAAGCCCGGAAAUUCAAAGCCAAAUCGAUGCAAGUAGCUGUUGACGGUUGUUAUAACGAUACUGGUCACAAAAGAAACUCUGCUCAAGCAUGCAUCGUCAGCGUCGUUGCAAAAGUCCGAGGGCUAUGGAAAAUCAUCGGCAACAAAGUCGUCAAAAAACCACAAGAAAUAUCCGAAGAGCAGCUGAAAGCUGAAGGCAAGGGAUUCAUCGCUCCUCGAGGAACUGUCUCAUCACAACUGGAGAAAAUUGGCACUCAUACUGUCAUCAAAAUCGCUUGUGAUAAAGACGCUGGUAUUCGAGAUCCGAAAAAUACAAAUGUCUUUGUUGAUGAAGAAAGAAGCAACCAGCUCAUGAUUCCAAUGAACCGAUAUGAAUUCGUGGACGACCGAGCUCACAUCUCCAAAAACAUCCCCGGCACCGUCAACCGAAAUUUCAAGACUGGCUCUUCAGAAAUGCGAUUCACGCCGCUGCAAAAAUUGGAGAUUCUUUCCCGUCUUCAGCGUGCUACAGAAGAAACUAUGGACAAAUGCAGUACAGGUGAAUGGGGACUUGCUGAGGCCACCGCAAAAAUGAACAAGACUCGUCUCCAUUCUUAUGGCGAUCACUCGAUGUGCGACUCCAAUUGCCCCGGAAAACCACCUAUCUUUCAACCCCAUGGCGCCUUUACUCAGGAGAAAAUUGUUUCCGAAGUCGAUGCAUUCUUCGCAGCUCACUUUGGGGAAAAAUUCAUCGAAUCUCUCGUCGCAACUGGCUCAUCAUCUCCUGUUGAGUUUUACCACGCACUUAUGAUUCGAAGGCGACUUUGGGUAAAAGGAACACAUGCAAGUGUUCUUUCUCGACGAUAUGAGGUCGCAGCAGCGAUCUCGACGCUCAUCUACAAUGAAGGACAAGACAAAGCUUUCAAAAUGAUGCUUGAAGCUGUCAGCUAUGCAGUUCCAGAAGUUGGGCUUGAGAGGAUCGAGGCACAGGAGAAGGAACGAAAAGAAAAAUGCGAAGAAAAACAGAAGAAGAAGUCAAAAGUUGAGAAUGCAAGACGACGAAAUCAAAAACAAUACACGGAAAUGGGAGGAUAUGCCACUCAGAAACAGCGCGACAUCGAAAACUCAAGACGAAUUUUUGAAGAAAAAGAAGAGGACCUGCCUGAAUUCGAUGAACUUCUUGCAAUGGAGUCAUCAGAAGAUUUUGAUGACUACGAAACGACAGUUGUAGAAAUCUAA